UUUUAUUCUGAGCGGAUACCCAUUGCAAAUUGGGACAUUAAUGGUUAAAUUGAACGUAUCAAAUCAUCUAGGAAGCUUCUAUUUAAGUCUCAUCAUAGGCUGAUACCAUUUUGUUCCACCAUUAAGAUCCUUAUACUACUCUUUAGUAUUUGUACUGCCUUUUAGCAUUUCUAUUCAAUUGGGCAAUAGCUCUUGUGAUAACAUGGAGCAGAAUCUGAAAGAUGUGAUGAGAGGCCUAAAGGAACGCCAGUGUUGCAUUCAAAUGGCAGAAAUGAUAUCUGGCAGACUGGAUAAAGAGGCGGAUGUAGUACAGUCGGCUCACACCUGGACAGAAAGCCAAAUCCAUAACGCUCUCAAACAAACCCUCGAAAUACCAUUCAACUCAUUUGUGAGUGUUAGAGAGCGGUUGUUGUCACAAAUCGUGGCAUGGGAUGCGAUUAUCGAGGGAAGAAGACAAUUUAGUGGAGUAGGAUGGCGCCAAGAGGAAUUACCUCAUGGGUUGGCCCCAAAGCAAUUUUUAUUGCUAUUCUUUGCCAUCCAGUAUCGCUCCGCGCUAGGUAUCACUCUAGCUACGCCAUCAAUGAGCAUCAAACGAAGCAUCGAGUACGACGAGGAAAGGAGGGUGAAGUGGGCGAAGUUUGGGAGUCCAUGGAACCAUAGAGGAGCAGAAGAAGCUGCCAGGGAAGGUGACGGGCCAAUGUCCAAGGAUUGGUCGAGCUCUGGGGCAAGCCCUUUUGCAAAGGACCCCGCACAACUUGCAUUAGAACAAGAUGCUAGGGAAGCUGCUGAGGAAGCUGCCAUGAAAGCUGCCAGAGAAGCUGCUAGGAAAGAAGCCGAGCUAAAGGAGAAGAUUUGGUCAACCUCUGGGGCAAGCGUCUCUGCUGAGGAACACGCGAAAAUUGCACCAGAAGAAGCUGCCAAGGAGGAAGCCAACGUGAACAGUGUGAAGCUCGGGGAGCCACGAACCGAUACCACACCUGGAAAAUUGCAACAAGAGAUGGAGUAGCCGAGGGCAAAUUGGUGGCGGAGAAACCCUAACAAAGAUUUGAUGAGACACUUGUAUUUCUGACUAGAUUGAGCAAUUUCGAAUGUUAUUAUUGUACUAAAUGGUUCCGAACUGUCGGGUCGUCAAUCAUGGGAGUCCAUGCGGGCCGAUCGUACAAAAGGGUUUAGUGACCCUCUUUUCAAC
Truncatella angustata is the source of this 1189-nucleotide messenger RNA. RefSeq lists its product as uncharacterized. NCBI's taxonomy places the organism in Eukaryota, Fungi, Ascomycota, Sordariomycetes, Amphisphaeriales, Sporocadaceae. The coding region runs from base 203 to 1006 and encodes 267 amino acids. The record is from RefSeq and is a predicted model, not a curated record. The transcript is spliced from 2 exons.